AUGUUCUUCCGCACUUCCGCCUCCUUUUUCCUCGUCCUAAUCGUGGCCAGGACGAGCGCCGUGGACAAACUCGCAGGACUGAAGGAUGUCUCAGGUUAUAGCCUGGACAUACACGAAAUCCAGCGGCAAAACCAGAUAACCAAGCAGAUAUUGCAAAACUUUCUGGAAAAGCGGCUGUUCGGGCGCGACAAAUCGCCGAAGCCGCCCAGCGUGUGGGAGAUCCUCCCGAGAAACCGCAGGAAAAUGGUGAAUAACAUUCAGGACGCCUUGAAUGGCACGAGUAGCACGGAAAAGGAGACUUUAGAAAGCGGCGAAUCGGAAAGGAUAACCGCUUACGAGGAUUACGAUGAUGGCGGCGAUUGUCCCAAUUGCAUUGAGGACGCUGCACCAGCGCCUAAUAGGUGGACCAUGCCAUUGCUGAAGUUAGGCGAGAAACGGUACUACUUGGGAAUAUUUUUCAAGGCGAACUACUUUCGAGCGACGCAGUAUUGCCGGUUCCACGGCAUGCAUUUGGCCAGCAUCACAUCGCAAGAGGAGAACGACAAACUGGAGAAAUACAUCAGAGACUCAGGUUUCGGUCACGAGCAUUUCUGGACGUCGGGUACGGACUUGGCGGACGAGGGCAAGUUCUUCUGGAUGUCGACGGGCCGUCCGAUAACGUUCACCAACUGGAACGCCGGCGAGCCGAACAACUUCGAGUACGAGAACGGCGAGCAGGAGAAUUGCCUGGAGCUGUGGAACAGGGACGGCAAAGGGCUGAAGUGGAACGAUUCGCCGUGCUCGUUCGAGACGUACUUCGUUUGCGAGGUGCAGCCCUGA
Phyllotreta striolata is the source of this 819-nucleotide messenger RNA. NCBI's taxonomy places the organism in Eukaryota, Metazoa, Arthropoda, Insecta, Coleoptera, Chrysomelidae. The record is from the annotation of a GenBank genome assembly.